Molecule: messenger RNA, 1059 nt
Organism: Erigeron canadensis
Lineage: Eukaryota; Viridiplantae; Streptophyta; Magnoliopsida; Asterales; Asteraceae
Product: DCN1-like protein 4
Exons: 10
Coding region: 62-727 (221 amino acids)
Biological process (GO): positive regulation of ubiquitin-protein transferase activity; protein neddylation
Cellular component (GO): ubiquitin ligase complex
Molecular function (GO): ubiquitin conjugating enzyme binding; ubiquitin-like protein binding; cullin family protein binding
Source: RefSeq, a predicted model, not a curated record
UUCUAAUAAAUAAAUAUAAAUAAUAUUUAUAUUUUCAUUUUGAAGAUUAAAAUCAAUAAUCAUGCCUCGCGCUUCUAAAAGGAAAUCUGAACCCAUUAGAUCAUCAGAGCCUGCCGCAAAGAAAGUCGCAAAGGAAGUGGAACGUAUAGACAACUUUUUUGCGUCAUAUGCUAAUACUUCAACAGGCAUGAUCGACCCCGAAGGGAUUGAGAAGCUUUGUUCUGAUCUGUCUGUUGAGCACACUGAUGUCAGAAUUUUGAUGCUUGCUUGGAAAUUGAAAGCUCAGAAGCAGGGAUACUUUACACAGGACGAAUGGCGGGAGGGUCUAAAAUCACUGCAUGCUGACACUCUUAAGAAGCUGAAAAAUAAACUUUCUGAGUUGCAGAAAGAGGUGGCUAUGCAAGAAAAUUUUGAGGAUUUCUAUAGCUUUUCGUUUCGAUACUGCCUAACUGAAGAUAAACAGAAGACCUUGGAUAUUGAGAGUGCUUGCAUGUUGCUCGUUCUUGUUCUAGGGCCCAAUUAUCGAAGUCAGGUUGAUUCAUUUGUCGAGUUCCUAAAGAUCCAGAAGGAGUAUAAGGUGAUAAACAUGGAUCAGUGGACAAACUUUUUGCGUUUCUGUCAAGAGAUAGAGUUCUCAGACCUUAAGAAGUACGAUGCCUGCCAAGCAUGGCCUUUAAUUCUUGACAAUUUUGUUGAAUGGUUGAGAGAAAAGUCCACAUCAGCAUAACUCUCCAUCUAUGACCUCCCCCAUUGUAUGUUGCUGGUUAUACAAGGAAUCAUAUACAAUGAUUUCGCUUACAAAUGUCGAUUUUGCUGGGAAAUGAGAAUGAAUACCUUUUGUCAACCAUGUGCUCACUUUGUUGUGCCAAAAGGCACCUCUUUAGACGUCUCUUCUUAGAUUUUGUUUAUCAGUCUUACAUUGUUGAACGUAAAGCAAUGUUAAUCUCAUACCCAAAUUUGAUGACUUUGGUUAUGUGAUAUGGGGGUGGUUUGAUAAUUUGAGAUGUCGUGGAAGCCUGGAAUAUAUUUUUUGAUAAUUGGUUCAUGAUUUGCUUUGGU